Poeciliopsis prolifica (blackstripe livebearer) is the source of this 3871-nucleotide messenger RNA. It is a transcript of the gene nt5dc1, whose product is annotated as 5'-nucleotidase domain containing 1. Gene Ontology annotation, molecular function: 5'-nucleotidase activity. The coding region runs from base 312 to 1676 and encodes 454 amino acids. The record is from RefSeq and is a predicted model, not a curated record. Lineage: Eukaryota; Metazoa; Chordata; Actinopteri; Cyprinodontiformes; Poeciliidae. The transcript is spliced from 12 exons.
CGGAAGUGUUGAAGGCUAUUGGCUCUCCACUGACAGCCUGGAGUUCAACAUUUGCCUAUGUUGGAGAACUUGCACCCAUUAAUGUCUCGGUAAGCAGACUUUGAGGUUAACAGAGAACUGAAAACAGUGUGCUUGUUUCAGCAGUUCCCGCCGAGCAGAGACACAGCGGAGCGGCAGCAGAUCCCGGUACCGCCCCCGCUGUCUGUCCGUCAGUGUCACCGUCACAUAGUGCUGUACAGCUGCGCGCCACUUCUUGCUCCCGAGCGCUUCCUUUUUCUCAGUCCCACCGUUGCAGCUUCAGCACCGCGGCAAUGUGCGAAUACUUCAGCUUGUCGGACUGCGACAUCAUCGGCUUCGAUCUGGACCACACGCUGUGCCGUUACCAUCUGAAGGAGACUUCCAGGCUCAUCUAUGAGAGCUUUGCCAGGUAUCUGGUGGAGCAUAAGGGAUAUGACAAGGACCUCCUGAAUCUGACUCCCGCUACCUGGGAUUUCUGUUUUAAGGGGUUGGUGGUGGAUCUGGAGGAUGGAAACAUUGUGAAGUUGGCUGAAGAUGGCACUGUUUUAAGGGCAACACAUGGAACCAACAACCUCAGCACAGAAGAACUCAUGAAACAUUAUGGGCCAAAACGGGAGUGGAAGCACUUCAACAGCCUAAACACAUCCUUCACAAGAUCAGCAAAAUACUACUUCUAUGACAAUUACUUUGAUCUUCCGGGGGCUCUGCUCUGUGGAAAAGUUGUGGACAUGUUACACAAGCGGGGAAAUGAGGUGAACUCCAACUUUUGGAAAGACAUGUUGGCUGCCAUUGACCACAAUUACAAUACAGCUGCAUUCAAAGAGGAUGCAGGGACUUACUUCCCCAGUAUAAAGAGGGAUCCAGCACGUUACUUGCAGCCCUGCUCAGACUCUGUGAAGACCUGGCUGCGCAGCAUGAAGACCGCUGGGAAGAUCCUCAUCCUCAUUACCAGCUCCCACAGUGACUACUGCAAGCUAAUCUGUGAAUUCAUCCUAGGGAAGGACUUUGAGCAGCUGUUUGAUGUCAUCAUCACAAACGCCCUGAAGCCUGGGUUCUUUUCCUUGAUACCCCAUCAGAGGCCUUUCAGGACCCUUAUGAAUGAUGUGGAAGAAACAGAGGGGCUUCCAUCUCUAGACAAGCCCGGGUGGUACUCCCAGGGCAAUUGGCCACACCUCCACGAGCUGCUCAAGACCAUGACAGGAAAACCAGAACCCAAGGUGGCGUACUUUGGAGAUAGCAUGAGGUCAGACAUAUUCCCUGCCAACACCUUUGGGAAGUGGGAGACUGUGAUGAUAGUGGAAGAAAUGGAAGGAGAGGGUGGUCCGAAGAGUGACGCAGAAUUGUCCAACAACACUCAGGUGGAGCCGCAGGAGAAAAGGGGAAAAUUUGAGGAGCAAGGCAUGAAGUCACCCUCUGCUGUGUCUAACCAGUGGGGGUCCUACUUUGUUGACAUGCACAAAAGCGAGGUGCAGAAGCUGACUUGGUGCUGUCACUGUAUUCACACAUACAGUACCAUGGCUAUCCCCAGUGUGGAGCACAUAGCAGAUCUUCCUCUGGAUUACAAGUUUCCCAGGUUUUCCCCAGACAAGCCCUGCACUACCGGCUACUACCCGAAGCCUCCAGAUUCUGUCCUGAAGAUGUAUGAGAAUCUGUCAUAAAAAAGGAAUGUUGUGGUAGAAAACAGAAUAAUAAGGAAGAGAAAAAUAAGUCCUCCUUAACCCCUCUGCCUCAGAAGAGGAAUGUGCCUCUGUUUUUUUGCUUGUAGUUUUCCAGUCAGCCCUGAUAUUGCAGGGUGAGUACACUCAUCACCCAUUCAGACAAACCAUGUGAAUGUAACUCUGUAAUGACACCUACAUUUGAAAGCUGUUUUGUGGUUCAGUGUCCCAAAUCUAUAAAAAUACAAGAAAACACUGUUUGUGUGUCCAUAUGUGUAUUGCUGUCUUGUUUUAAACAGGUGAUCUGCCCCAACGUCUCUAAAAUAAGGUAAAUGUCUGCUCAGCUCUUUUACCGUGAACUGAUUACCUCAAUAACAAGUUCUGCUGUAUGCUAAACCGGAGGACUUCACAUCUUAGUUCAUUGAGUAGACUAGUGUUUUUGUGAAGUUGUCUUUUUUUAAUGAUGGUUUAUAUUUUAGUUACUUUAAGAUUAGGUAAAAACUUGUUCUGUGGAUGUUACUGUUGCCACAAAAUGGGCACAAUGUUUUCCUUUUUGUCUUAGGUGUACAUGUAGCUCUCUUCAUGGUUAUGUUGAAAGACAGAAGACUAUACUGAAUGUCCUCAAUAUUCUUUUAAAGGUGACAUUAUUCACAUGUGCACUAAAACAUGCUUUAACUGACCUUUGAAUGGUUAUUAUGUCCAUUUGCAUUAAGUCUUGCCAUAAAACGCUAGGAACACUCAAGUCUGCAUAAGUAUUUUACUUGCUGUUAAAAAUUAUUGAGAUUAAUUUUAACCACCUGGAGUGCAUUUUGGAAAUGAUUAGCAGGACUUGUGAUUAAGCCUGGAUUAGAAAGUAUAAGAUCCUCUAAAUUCUAAACACCUGAAUUUUGGGUCUAUAAACAGUCAACACCCCUUUUUGGUUUAAGGAACCCCUCAUUCCUUUUCAGGAUCACUUCAGACUUUUCUGCCAUUCAGAUAAAUCAGGGAAAAUCACAAAAAUAUAUGUGCUUAAAAACAUGCCAAUGGGACUGUGCAACUGAAGGAACAUGCCAGCACUGACUUCCCAAAAAUAACCAACAAGCCUUGGUCAACCAGUCCUUACGUCCAAACUAGUUCUCUACAUGAAAUCAGUUCUUCAAAUACAAAGUCAGGUAUGUAAUCCGCAACAUGUAAUUUUCAGCAUCAGAUACUAAUGGUGAACUUAUUUCUCAGAUUAACAGACAGGGCACUGUGCUUAUUAGCACUGGUCUUAUUGCAUCCCCAGACAUCACAGUCAGGCAUUUAAAACACUGACUGAAGACAUCAUUCCAAGCUCUCUUGGAAUGAUGUCUUUAACAAAAAGACAUCAUUCCAAGCACUUGAUUGAGUUUGUACUCUGUAUAAUACCGAUGUCUAAUUUCCAUCAUGUACUCUUUGGUAAUCUGUAGACAGUGCCAGUUCAUCUGAAUUAAUAUAAUAGUUACAACAACAUUCAAUUUCCCUUUGGGGAUCAAUAAAGUAUUUUUGAAUUUAAUUUGAAUUAAAUUUGAACUGGUUGUAAUGCACCACUUAAACCUUGAUUAAGGAACCACAUCUUGUUCUUUACUCAAGGGAGAAGAUGUGGUUUAUUUCACAACUUUACUGAAAUGCGGGGAUUUUUUAUGACAGUGUAUAAAGGCCAGUGAGGUCCAAAACACUAGAACAUCUAAUGACAUCUAAUGACUGCUGAUAAUUCACUGCCAUACUGUUAAUCAUUCAAACCUACUGUGCCAAAAACAAAUAGCCACUUCUGGAUUGAUUCAGUAUCAUCAGUUCUCUAUGGCCUUCUUGCUUUGUCCAUUUGCUUUAUUGGUUCUCCUUAGAAUGUUGUAGUAUUUGUGAUACACCCAGACGACAUACAGUCCGUCAAUCAUUCUUAUCAUUAUUAUGAUGAUAACAAGGAACAAGAUUUUUGCCCCUAAACAGUCAGCAUUACUGAUGUCAUAUUGGUCAUCCAAUGUGAAUUGUUAGUUGUACUUUGUAUGUAAGUGUUUUUUUUUUUUUUUGCACAGUUGUUGUGAUUGUACCUGUACAUCUUUCAUCUGACAUGGAAAAUAUUUUCACACUUGCCUUAUGUUGGUCUUAUUUAUGGUCUUAGAUCUUGAAAAGGCAGAGGAAAUUUAUUUCUGUGUUUAGGUGUUAAGAUACAGCCGACUGAAUAAAAUGUUCUGUGAUUUUUA